AAAGCCUUGAUUAGCUUGUCUAAAAAUAUUAAAACUUUUUCUGAACAUUUUACCAAAGCAAAUUAAAACUAUAAAACAAAAAUUUAUUAUGGUCGUGCAGAGAUUCAUUAAGUUUGUGCUCUUUGCCGGCACGUUUUACUUGGCCAAGGAACUGGGAGUCUGGGAGGAUCCAGUUGAACCGGAUGUGAACAUGGAGAAGGAAGGAUCUGUUGAGACGGAGAGUUCGACCGAGCAACCGGCAGAAAGAAAGAGCCCAGACUUUAAAAAGGCGUUCUUCGAUGAGGAGGACAAGCGAAAACUCCAACGCAAAAAGGAGGAACUGGAGAAAAAGCUCUGUCCCAAAGGGAGCAUCUGCGAGCCGCCACCAAAGUCUCUAAGCGAAUCCAUCGGAGAAGCGCUCUACGACACUUGGCUGGCUUUGAAGAAGAUUCCACCAUACUGGAUGGAAGCCGCAGAAAAUGUGGCCGAAAGCAUUUGUCGUUUAAUCAAAGGGGAUAAAUAACAAAGUGUAGUGGAUCUAAGCUUAAAGUCCAAAACAAAAAUCAAACUCAGUAAACGUAUGACUUUCGAAAUAAUCAAAAUUCUGUUAAAAAUCAACAAAAAUAUAAAUCCUAAACAUUUUUUUACUUAAA
Drosophila ficusphila is the source of this 632-nucleotide messenger RNA. RefSeq lists its product as uncharacterized. The transcript has a single exon. The record is from RefSeq and is a predicted model, not a curated record. Lineage: Eukaryota; Metazoa; Arthropoda; Insecta; Diptera; Drosophilidae. The coding region runs from base 89 to 502 and encodes 137 amino acids.